Funneliformis geosporum is the source of this 333-nucleotide messenger RNA. NCBI's taxonomy places the organism in Eukaryota, Fungi, Glomeromycota, Glomeromycetes, Glomerales, Glomeraceae. The record is from the annotation of a GenBank genome assembly.
AUGACCAAUCUUGAAUUCACUAUCCUACUCAUCAAAUUGCAAAGUCAUGUUGAUCCUUCUCUGUCUGACUAUUCGCUGGUCACCUUUGAUGUUGAAAAUUUCUUGAAUAUCAGGAACAAUAAAAGGAAUAUUCCUUCAAAAAAGAUUUAUAAUUAUGAUCAGAUGACUGAUGAUAAAUGGGAAACUUUCAGCAAUAAAGUAGAUGCUUUGGCCAAUGGAUGCUACUUACAAAGUCUCACCAACAAAUCCUCCUUCAACCAGAAUGAAUUGAAUCGAUAUUGGAACCUACUACAAGGUUGCAUUUUAAAAGCAGCUGAUUAUAUAAGAAGAUGA